Molecule: messenger RNA, 1524 nt
Organism: Rasamsonia emersonii CBS 393.64
Lineage: Eukaryota; Fungi; Ascomycota; Eurotiomycetes; Eurotiales; Trichocomaceae
Product: Cytochrome P450 pisatin demethylase
Exons: 2
Coding region: 1-1524 (507 amino acids)
Molecular function (GO): heme binding; monooxygenase activity; iron ion binding
Source: RefSeq, a predicted model, not a curated record
AUGCUCUUCAUAUCGACAGCGGUGACGAUCGCGCUGGGCGCGAUCUGUGCCCGCAUCGUCUAUCUCUGCUACUUCCAUCCGCUGGCCCGCUACCCGGGUCCUUUUCUCGCCCGCUUCACGAACCUCUGGAGACUGUUUAGCUUCCUAAGCGGACAGCAUCAUAUCGAUGAGCAGAAGCUUCACGGACGAUAUGGCCACGUCGUCCGCGUGGCGCCGAACUGGCUGUCCUUCUCCGACUUGGCCGAUUUCGAGGCCAUCUACGGGUUCAACAAAUCCGUUGAAAAGGGCACCUUCUACGAUUUCGGCCGCAACCGUGCCAAAGGGAGUGAGAGCAUCUUCAGCGCAAAGACCGAUGCGGACCAUCGAGAGAAGAGAAGAAAGGUCUUUGGGCCCGCUCUGUCGAAUGCGAAGAUCGUGGGAUAUGACCCCGUGAUCACGAAGAAUGCGGGUGUCUUCCUGUCACGGCUGGAGCUGCUGCUGCAGAAUAAUAAUAAUAACGAUAAUAGCGCUAGUGAUAGGCCGAUCAAUAUCGCCGGCCUGGUACAUCGCUACACGAUUGAUACCAUGUUCGAGGUCCUGUAUGGACCAACCGUCUGUCCACAACCGUACACCGAUGCUCCAACAACCCGGGACAUUCCCAACUCCUUGCGGGUUGUGACCAAGAUGGCGUGGUGCUGCUCGCUUCUUCCCUUCUUUGGCUGGUUGAUGAGCAGUCGUCCCAUGGGCGCGUUGACGAGGAGACCAACGCGGAACAAGCAGGGUGAAUUGACGAAUAUGUCUGCCCUUGCCGCGGCGAGUCAAUCGUUGAUAUUUUCCCAUCGAGAGCAGCUGACACUAUCCAAACAGCCCAGCAUCGUGAAGAACUGGGCUGAACUCCCUGCCGAUGACAGCAGGAAGAUGAGUCCGAGUGAGAUCUGGGUUGAGGCCUUCAACCUCGUCCUCGCCGGGCCGGGGAGCACCGCCGCGGCGCUGACGGCAGUCCUGUUCAUGUUGGGGUUGCCCGAGGGCCGGGAGUGGCAGGAGAAGAUCCGCCUGGAAGCACAAGGCCAGGAGGUGAAGGCGGCAUCGGUGUCGUCGUUUCCGGUGCUUUUUGCCGUCAUCAAAGAGACCCUCCGUCUGCACCCUCCGUUCCCAACCGCUUUUCCGCGCACAAUUACACAGGGUGCCGAGGGCGCGAUCCCGAACUUGCCGGCUGCGCUGCCGGCCGGGACAGUCGUGUCGGCGAACACAUUCGUGCUUGGGCGGUCGAAGCAGAUCUGGGGCGAGGAUGUGGAUGAGUGGAAGCCCCAGCGGUGGCUGCUCGAAAGCGAGCAGAAGAGGCAGGAGAUGGAAGACAAAUUCGUAGUGUUCAGCAAGGGGUCCCGGCAAUGCGUGGGGCGAGAACUGGCGCUGCUGACUCUGGCCAAAGCGGUGGUCAGCGUGACCACGCGGUGGGAGUUGCGCAGUGUCGGGAAGCUGAAGGGCAACAGUUAUCUGGAGAUGGCAUACGACGAGUGCUGGGUGACUUUCAAGGAGUUGCAUUGA